This is a messenger RNA of Brassica napus (rape), 943 nucleotides long. RefSeq names its product nodulin-related protein 2-like. The record is from RefSeq and is a predicted model, not a curated record. The transcript has a single exon. Gene Ontology annotation, biological process: response to heat; regulation of abscisic acid biosynthetic process. Bases 284 to 697 code for a protein of 137 amino acids. NCBI's taxonomy places the organism in Eukaryota, Viridiplantae, Streptophyta, Magnoliopsida, Brassicales, Brassicaceae.
UUUGUAACAUACAACAAUAUUAUUAAGAAUAGGAGUAUUAAACUUGAUAAAUGAUUAGAGUUUUUUUUAUUUUGUAGUUUAAAUACAAAAGAGUUAGGCCUACAAUGUUAUAAUUUUGUUUAUUUCUCAUAAUUAAUAGAGGAUCCAUUUAUUUAAUUUGAAAAAGAAUAUCCUUGUAGUGGACAAAUAUCCUGUCUAUAUAUACACACAUCCACUAUCUCCUAGUUCUUACAUCCAACGCACACAAAGAUCAUAUUCAGAAUACAAAAAAAGGCAACAAAAGAUGAACUUCCUCUCCGAUCAGGUCAAGAAAUUCUCCGACUCCAAACCGGAGGAGCCAGACCACAACAAGCCCGUCGAAGGAACCGAAACAGCCAACAGGCCAGCUUCUUCCUCCGAGCUCAUGGCUAGUUCCAAGGUUGUAGCCGAAGCUGCUCAAGCCGCCGCUCGUAACGAGUCAGACAAACUCGACAAGGCUAAAGUCGCUGGAGCCAGCGCUGAUAUCUUAGAUGCCGCCCAGAAAUACGGAAAGCUCGAUGAAAAGAGCGGCACUGGUCAGUACCUCGAGAAGGCCGAGAAGUAUCUAAACGAUUUCGAGUCCUCCCAUUCUUCCGGCGCCGCCGGUACUCCUCCCCCGGCUGCCGGUGCUCCUCCUCCGGCAAGUAAGGCUGAACCGGAAGCUAAGAAACCCGAAUAGGAGUCUGGUGGUGGGUUGGGAGGUUAUGCCAAGAUGGCUCAAGGAUUCAUGAAGUGACUGAUUGAUCUUUACUAUAUCGUUAAUUAAUAAAAUUAAAUAAGUACGUACAUUAGCGAUUAUGUUGUAUAGUUUAGUAUGGGUGAGAUAUAACUAAGUACGUUAGUAAUUAUGUUGUAUCGUUUAGUAUGGGGAGCGAAUGUAAACUAUCUUUGUUCGGUUUCAAUCUAUCUAUAUUUAUUGUGAUUA